This is a messenger RNA of Adelges cooleyi (spruce gall adelgid), 1770 nucleotides long. RefSeq names its product alkaline phosphatase-like. The coding region runs from base 152 to 1750 and encodes 532 amino acids. Lineage: Eukaryota; Metazoa; Arthropoda; Insecta; Hemiptera; Adelgidae. Gene Ontology annotation, biological process: dephosphorylation. The record is from RefSeq and is a predicted model, not a curated record. Gene Ontology annotation, molecular function: alkaline phosphatase activity. The transcript has 8 exons.
GGUGCUGAGACGUUUGUUUCAGAAUUAUAUAAUAAAAUAAUAAUAACUCUACACCGCUAUUUUAUGCAAACACAAGUCGUGCGAUAUCUAAUUCAGCUGCCGUGCGCGUUUUUAAAAAUUGUUUUCACCUUUUUGUCGAGGUCCGGCAAACAUGAGGUGUCUACCGAUCGCAGCGUUGUUACUGCCCCUGGUGUUCGGUGUCGGAUCGGCCACUGUGUAUGUCGAAGACGCGCUGUUUUGGAAGGCUUACGGUAAAUCUGAACUCCGAGAAGCUCUCGGCGUUGGUGGAGGCGCCGGAGAAAACGCCAAGUUCGCCAAAAACGUUGUGAUUUUCAUCGGUGACGGAAUGGGUCCGAAUACAGUAACGGCCACCAGGAUCUACAAGCACGGCGAGAGAGGUCAGUUGACAUUCGAGAAGUUUCCACACGUGGGACUGCUCAAAACAUACUCGGUGGAUAAACAAGUAUCGGAUGCAGCAAGUGCGACUACAGCAAUGUUUACGGGCGUCAAAAUCAAUCAAAAAGUCAUUGGAUUGGAUGCAAACCAUCACUUAAACGACAUCGUUCAUUGUGAAGAACCAACUAGAAUUGGUCUUGAGACUUUAGCUACAUGGGCUCAAGAAGCCGGAAAACAUACAGGUUUCGUGACCAAUUCGAGGAUAACAGACGCCACUCCGGCAGCUCUCUACGCCCAGACUUCAAACAGAAAAUGGGAAUGCAAUGCGGCUGUGCCAUCACACGCCGUGCAUUGCAAGGACAUCGCCAGGCAGCUGAUCGAGGACGAGCCCGGCCGUAACUUUAAGGUGAUUAUGGGAGGGGGAAGACAAUCGUUCGUCGCAAACACAACUGCCACGCUGAAAGAAAUAAACGACAAACGCGUUUGUAGGCGAACAGACGGUAAAAACCUUGUUGAUGACUGGAUUAAGGAUAAAUCGUCCAAGCACUCGUCCUACCGCUACUUGACUAAUACCAACGACAUUGUUUCUAUGAACACAGAAACCACCGAUUACGUACUAGGGUUAUUUUCCCAUGGAUGGAUGCCAAUGGAGUAUAGGAGAGAUAAAAGUAUACCGUCGUUGGAGAAAAUGACCGAGACUGCGCUACAAAUAUUGUCAAAGAGUGAGAACGGCUUCUUUCUUAUGGCAAAAGGUGGUUCAAUAGACUUGGCACACCACAGAAGUAUGGCGCGGUUAGCUCUCGAUGAAACUUGGGAGCUUGAUAAAGCUGUCAACAGAACAAUACACUUGUUGAAACUAUGGAACGUAUUGGACGAUACACUGUUGGUAGUAACUAGUGACCACGCCAGCACACUGUCCAUAAACGGAUACCCUGAUCGUGGCAAUUCCAUACUCGGUGUAGCAGGCAAAUCCCAAGUAGACUAUGUUAAAUAUACAACGUUAUUGUAUGCUAUUGGCUAUUCUCCAAAGCAGAUUUACACGAGGCAGGGAAAAGAAGUAAUACGACAAGAUCCAACUGUUUUUAACACAUUAAGUACUGGGUUCACUCAACAAGUGGGAAUUAUGGAAGAAACUGGUAUUCACGGAGGAAAUGAUGUGGCUGUAUACACAAGAGGGCCCAUGGGACACUUGUUUCAUUCAACACAUGAACAGAGCUAUGUGGCUCACGCUGUAGCUUACGCAGCAAAAAUGGGACCAUAUCAGAAUGGUUUGAACAAAGCCACUUCAGUUAUCUUUACUAAAUGUUACCUUAUGUUGACUUUUGUUGUAAUUUGUAUUUUUUUUAAUUAUUAAAGAAGUGUUUUUAAAUAUUC